CACUGCAAGACUAGGAAGACACAAACCAAUGCCUCCCAGCUCACUGUUUUUGGCAGACUCACUAUUUUUUUAAGGACUCCUUUUUCCUGGUUUCACCCUCUGGCUUCGCCCCAAGCUGCACCGAUAACCCCCGAGCACACCGCAACCGCUGUAACCUCUCCGGUGCUGGGCUGGGGUUAAUCACACCCCAUAGGGUGGGGAUGUUUUGCCCAAACUCGGGGCUCUCGAGGCUGAUGAGCUCACCGUGGAGCCCCAUCCACACCUGGCAGCCUUCGCACUCCUUCGCACGAAGCGGCUGCACUGGGCUCUGAGCAAGAGAAGGGCGAAAACGGAGCAGCCGGCAGAGCAGAAGGAAGUGCCGCCGGGGCCACUCCUCCACGCCAUUUCCUCCCUGCGCCUGGGUUUUUAUACGGAUGCGAGGGGCAGCGCGGCGGCUGGCCCGUCCGAGGCCUCAGCCUGGGCUGGGGCGACCAAAGGGGAGCACCGGCGGCCGGCCCCGAGGAGAGGCUGCGGGUCCCUGCGCUCCGCCCGGCCCCGUCCCCUGCAUGCCCUGCGGCCUCGCACGCAUUGAGCUCCGGUUGGUGAAAGCCUGGGGUUGGGUGGGCAGCUGGCUUUUGGGAUGUCUCGGAAAAAAAGAUGAUGUGAAUGUGCUCUAAGAACCAAGUGAGAUGGACGAAGAGCUGUCCUGUGAGAAGGUGGAUGGAGAAAUGCCCACUGCCAUGGGGGAUGUGGGAGGAGAGAUACCCAGUACUGAGAGUGAUACAAAAGGAGAGAUGUCCUGUGCUGAGAGUGAUACAAAAGGAGAGAUGUCCUGUGCCGAGAGUGAUGCGAAAGGAGAAAGGUCCUGUGCUGAGAGCGAUGCGAAGGGAGAGAUGCCCAGUGCCGAGAGCGAUGCAAAAGGAGACAUGUCCAGUGCUGAAAGCGAUGCAGAAGAAGAAGCCCCUUGUGCUGAGGGCAGAGUGGAAGGAGAGAUGCCCUGCACGGACAGUGAUGGGGAAGGAGAGAUGCCCUGUGCUGAGACUGAUGCAAGAGGAGAGGCACUGGGCUAUGAGAGCGAUGGGGAAGAAGGGCCUGAUACUGAAAACCCUGCCUCUUCAAAGAAAAUCUCUUUUAUUUCUUCUCCCUUGCGGGCAAUUGUCCGCCUUCGACGGCGAUACCAGGUGCAAAAGAAAAGCCGUCUGCAUUUAGAGCUCCCUCGAGAAAAAUCGUCAGAGCAUGUCCACACGCGGCUGCUCCAGAGGCAGUUUUCCCUGAACCGAUCCAGCCUGUACGGCUCCUCCAUGUCCUUCUUUAACCAGAGUGGCUUUGAAACGUCACAGUACUUCACCUUUGACACAUCUGUGGAGCAGCGUACAAUGAACAAAUCCAGGCGGAAAAAGAAACGAAGGAAAUCGCGGAUAGUCCUGUAUCCAGAUAAAACAAAAAGAUACCUUCCGACAGAGGAGAAGAGCAAUGCAAAGCGCUGCCUCCUCUUGCUCAUUGUCAUUAUCUUCUUCCAGAUUCUCAAUGCUAUCGAGAACCUGGAUGACAACCUCCAAAAAUACGACCUCGAUGGUUUAGAGAAAACAAUGCACCGGGAAGUAUUUGGGCAGAAGUUUGCUGUGGAAAGUAUUAUGGAACUGCUGAAGGACUAUCUGGCUACCCACAUACACAACAAGCCUCUAGUAAUUUCUUUAAAUGGCCCAACAGGGGUUGGGAAGAGUCAUGUUGGCUGGCUGCUGGCCAAACAUUUUCGUUCUGUCAUGGACAAUGACUUCGUGCUUCAGUACUUUGUUAUGCAUCACUGCCCAAACGGUGUGGCUCCUCUUACUUGCGAAAUAGAUUUGUCUAAGAAAAUUUCUGACAUGGUUACAAGAGCUGAAAUAGAAGAGAAGAUACCGUUGUUUAUUCUGGAUGAGGUUGAGCUCAUGUCUCCAGUCCUGCUGGAUACUCUCAGCCGAUUCUUUGAACCCAAUCAAACCAAUGAGUUCCUGAAUGCCAUCUACAUCUUAAUAAGCAACAUAGGAGGUGGCGAAAUAACCCAGUUUGUUAUCCAGAAUGCAUCUGCUGAACUUCUGCGUCAGCAGAGGGGAGCUGAAGAGCUGCUGCGCGUUGUCCAGCCUGUGCUGAUCCAUGCCCACCCUCUCUGGAAGUCUGCAGAUGUCAUCCCCUUCGUUCUCCUGGAGAAGAGCCACGUCAUCAACUGCUUCCUAGAGGAGAUGAGGAGGGAAGGGCUAUAUCCCGACCAGGACCACGUUGAGAAUUUAGCCAGCCAGCUCAGUUACUACACUACAGGUGACAAGCAGUACUCCAGGAUGGGCUGCAAGCAGGUCGUGGCCAAAGUCAACCUGCUGUAGUGACUUGCUGCAGAGACCAGAUCCUGUGCUCAGGAUUUACAAAAUUCUGGGCUUACAGAGGAGCGUUACAGCGGACUGUGGUCCAGGUGGCCUUCGGCCGCCUGCUCGGAGGCUGCCCUGGUUGAGGCAGUGGGAUGGCAGCCCGGGCUCCUCUGCGGCACGAUCGCUCUUCUCCAGAGGCCUCACUCGUUCCUGCUUUGCCGUGAACAAGGCAUGGUCAACAAAGCCCAAGCAGCCUCCCAGUAAUUUGGAGAUGCUUUGUUUGUUCCUCACGUGCUCAUUCAGGAUACUGGUCAUUAAAGAGUUGUGAGACGAGAACAGAUAUUGUGGGGAACAAGCCAAAGGGAACGAACCAUGACCCAUUUGGGUUUGCUGUCUCGGCAGCACAGGGAGCUGCAUCUCGCUCCUUCUCCAGGCUCAGUCUUCACCCCUUCGCUCUUCUUGAUCCCGACUGGUGUUGUGCAAGGCGGGUGGCUCUGCAGAGCAGAGGCAAUGCUGCCAGCAUUGGGGAUGCCUUGAGAAUGGAGAAUUUGGGGCUCCUCACCCCUAAAUGCCUGGGCAGUGAGAGCUCUGCCUUCUCCAUCUCCUACAUGACCGCACGUUCCUGAGGUUGCUUUGUAUUCUUGGACUGGUUCCCGAGCUGUUGCUCGGCUGAGCUCAUACCUGAGCUCACCUUUGGCACCUCCAGUGAGGUUUCUGCCCUGCGAGUCUGUCUGGGCUUGCCUUGAAGGCUGCUUGGCUGUGCCAGCCAGGGCAGAAAGCACUGCUGGAGUGGUUAGGGUCUGGUGCAGGCAACUUGUCCUGAGAGCUCUUCUGCUUUUCGCUCCUGGGUACACUUCACCGUGCUCAUUAUCUAGAAAGCCCAAAAUAGCAACUGGCAGAUAUUAAGCAACACAUACUGGAAAAGACAAUUUGGGCUGUCUGGGCCAAGGGCAGUGAGAUCCUGGGCCCGUUCCCAGUGCUGCAAGGCCAAAAAGAGGUUCUAUACCACUGAGACCCCAUGGAGAGCAUGUGGCCUGGAAGCAACUCAAGAAGAGCACAGGUCCUUGUUUUGAGCAGGCAAAUGGAGCAGGUAUUUAUGGCAUUGCUUUUUCAGGUUUGGUUUUAUGCCCAGAUCCCUUUCUACAGUUUGCUGUGAAUUAUCAUAUACAUAAUCCUGUGGAUGUUUGCACUGGUUGUUUGAUUUGCCUCUUUCUAACUGUUGGUCUCCAAAGACUUCCGUCACAAACUCCUGCUUCCAGAACUAUUGUCAGGAAUAAAUACAAACUGUCCUGAAUAAAAUCACUCAAAGUACUUUUCCUCUAUUUCACUGAAA
Molecule: messenger RNA, 3651 nt
Organism: Oxyura jamaicensis (ruddy duck)
Lineage: Eukaryota; Metazoa; Chordata; Aves; Anseriformes; Anatidae
Gene: TOR4A
Product: torsin family 4 member A
Exons: 2
Coding region: 669-2336 (555 amino acids)
Biological process (GO): negative regulation of apoptotic process
Cellular component (GO): nuclear envelope; endoplasmic reticulum lumen
Molecular function (GO): ATP binding; ATP hydrolysis activity
Source: RefSeq, a predicted model, not a curated record